This is a messenger RNA of Megalobrama amblycephala (Wuchang bream), 2113 nucleotides long. RefSeq names its product ST6 (alpha-N-acetyl-neuraminyl-2,3-beta-galactosyl-1,3)-N-acetylgalactosaminide alpha-2,6-sialyltransferase 1, tandem duplicate 2 (gene st6galnac1.2). The transcript is spliced from 11 exons. The record is from RefSeq and is a predicted model, not a curated record. Gene Ontology annotation, molecular function: sialyltransferase activity. Bases 227 to 1891 code for a protein of 554 amino acids. Lineage: Eukaryota; Metazoa; Chordata; Actinopteri; Cypriniformes; Xenocyprididae.
AGAACUUCCGGUGUGAGAAGCUCCAAAGAAGUGUAUAUUUCUGUAUGGACUUAUCUAUAGAGUCAAGUAUAGUGAUUUUAAAAACAGAUAAAUUCGUCGCUGGUGCAUGUUGUCAAAGUAUGCAUUUAUUAAAAUACGCGUGUUAGCAGACAAGAAAACGCCUACGUCAGCGUUAGUUAAUAGUUAAUCGGAUAUUAUCAACUAAGAAAGUUAUUCCAUAGGCGUGAUGGAUGAAACCUCAGAUCUAUUUUGGCCGGCGAUGCUAUUUACGCUGCUUGCAAUUAUAGUAGCAGCAGUUGUUUUAGGCAGAAAUAAAGGCCCGUCAAAGAGCACCCAUCAAACUACUGCUGUUGUGGAGGAGAGAGCUGGUCCAGAUCCUGGAGCUUCCUCACAGUGUCAUGACAAACACUGUAAUAAAACCAGACAACAGCUGCAAUCUAGUGCGAAGAGCCACAAAGCCAAAGAUGAAACUAUGAAACAUGUAAAGGAUUCAAACUCAGAUAAUGUGGAAGAAGUGUGUAAGUCUGAUUCUUCAGUUCACUCCUCCACCAUUGGUUUGGGGGAGGAUUCUUCUGAGUCUGGGAUAAGGAAUGCUCUGAGGGAUUAUGUUCAGUCACCUGAUGCUGAGAAUAAACCCUUGAAGUACAUGGCUGGCAUGCUGAGGACCUGCCAGCUUGAAAAGAUGAUGACCAAAGAAGAAUUGGAGGAAGAGCAGAGACAGUACUACGUUUGGGUGGAAGGCAAUGUCACAGAUUCUUUGCAGGGAUUUGAUGAGCCUGACCCGAACAACAGUUCUGCCGUGACUGAUGCAGGAGCAAACACUACAACCAGCCCUAAACCUCUUGGGACUCAGUCAACCCUUGUGCCCAUUAUGGACAAGCACAACUUUACUGCUCUGCCCCAGUGGAAAUUUGAUGACCUUUAUCGAUUGGAUCCACAGUUUAAACAGAGUGAAUGCAUGGCAUCCUUGCGAAAUUCCUCUAAUCCAGUGUUUAAGGAGAAGUUUAUUCCAAACAUUCAGCUGUUUUUACAAAGUGAUCAUCUCAACGUGAGUGAGUGGAACCGGCUUUAUCAUUUUAACAACCCCUUUGGCUAUAUGGGACUCAAUUACACAGCAAUAAAAGCAGCUGUUGACACCAUCCCUAAGCUUGCAUCUACCCAGUUACUACAAGUACCUACAACAGCGAAAGAUGGCUGUAUUCGCUGUGCUGUUGUUGGGAGUGGUGGCAUUCUCAAUGGCUCCAGGUUGGGGACGGAGAUUGACUCUACUGAUUAUGUGUUCAGGAUGAAUGCAGCCAUUAUAGCAGGACACGAGGAGGAUGUUGGGAAAAGGACAUCUGUUUAUGUGCACACAGCACAUUCCUUAAUCCAGUCACUCAUGUUACACAAAAAGAGAGGUUUCAAACAGAUUCCUACUGACAAGGACAUUAAAUAUGUUCUAAUCCCUGAGGGUCCAAGAGACUACAACUUUCUCGAGUCCCUCAUGAAGAACAGAAAAAUACCAUCAGGACCAUAUCGUGGACGAACGCCAAGGAAUUAUUACAGUGGGCAUUUUAAUGAAAGUUCUUACUACAUCCUCCAUCCAGACUUUCUAAGAUAUGUACGAAACAGGUUUCUUAGGGCAAAACAAUUGAAAACUAAAAGAUGGUGGCUGGUCAGACCCACUAAUGGAGCAUUUACUCUUUUGCUGGCUAUGCACACAUGUGACAUUGUGAGAGUCUACGGUUUUAGCACAGAUGACUAUCGGAAAUAUCCGAACUACUACUAUGACACCAAACACACUAAACUAGUGUUUUUUGCUAAUCACGAUUAUAGUUUGGAGAUCAAUACCUGGAAGAAAUUUCAUGAUGACAAAUUUAUCUGGCUGUAUUUGGGAAAAUCUGAUAUCUAAUUGAAUCUAGGUAUCUUAAAAGUAAUUCAGCUUCCUUGAAAUGACCCAAAUAAUUACUAGAAAAAGAAUAUAGUUCAGUCAGUGUUAUUUCACAAAGAGAGAGAGGACGUUGGUGUAACUUGUUGCAAAUGUAGGGUGUUUUUUAUUUUCAUUUUGUACUUUAUGCACUGUUUGUUUCUACUUUGUUUAUUCUGGAAUAAACAAUGAAUUAACUGUAAAAUA